Messenger RNA from Kalmanozyma brasiliensis GHG001, 1386 nucleotides. RefSeq names its product PrpF protein. Lineage: Eukaryota; Fungi; Basidiomycota; Ustilaginomycetes; Ustilaginales. The coding region runs from base 1 to 1386 and encodes 461 amino acids. The record is from RefSeq and is a predicted model, not a curated record. The transcript has a single exon.
AUGCGACCCUCCGCGAUCCUCCGAACGACAUUACCCGGCGGCCUCCGCCUCCCCUGCUCCUUCUACCGCGGCGGCACAUCCAAAGGACUUCUAUGGUCCACCUCCACCCUCGCUUCGUUCAACCAUGCCACGCGGGACCGCAUCAUCUGUCGUGGCAUGGGCUCACCCGACCCUGACAAACGGCAAAUCGACGGUCUCGGAGGAGGCAUCAGCUCUCUAUCCAAAACAGCCAUUGUCGGCCCUCCAGACGCCCAACUCGCUGCUCGACUGCGCGACGCCAAGAUCGGUUUUGCAGACGGCGUAGAUUUCGCCGACGACGAAGCGUUGGCAGCGGACAAGGAGAAGGGAUGGGAUCUGGUCUAUCGCUUCGGCCAGGUGCCUGUGGAGAAGGGAACCGAGAUUGACUGGACGAGUACGUGUGGCAACCUCGUUUCUGCCGUAGCGCUGUUUGGGCUGCACCAGCCGCAUGUGAGGCAGGAGAGGAUAGCGGAUGUUUUCGAGCAGGCUAAAGGGCGACCAGCACACGUUGGGGACAGCUUUGCCUUCCCAGCGCGACUGCUCGUGACAUGCUCGGGUCAGAUCGUGAGGGCUAACGUGCCCGUCACUCUCCACGAAAUGGGGUGGUAUCCGGACCUCGAAGGCGAUGUGUCAAUCUCAGGUGUGCCGGGCACAGCACCUGGAAUCCUCAUCGAGACGCCCCUCGACACUUCUUCCCUUCUUCCGACGGGCAACCAGCUCGACACCGUCUCCGUCAACAACACCCCCUACCCGGUCACGAUCAUCAACGCUGGUCUCCCAACGAUCUUUAUCUCCUCUUCCUCCCUCUCCGCCGUCCUAGAUCCGUCGCAGCUUGCAUCACUCUCACCAUCCGACCUCGAUGCAGACAUCCCACUCAUGACGCUGCUCGAUCAACUUCGUACCGCGUCUGCAGCGCUGACGCCGUUUCUCCAGAAAACGCUCAGUCCGUCAGCGCCCAAGAUCUGCAUUGUCCACCCGACGCCCGUUUCGGGCUACACGACCACGGGCGGAUCUAGCGUUUCAGCGCAAGAGAUGGAUGUGUUAAUACGCGCGGUGAGCGUGGGCAACCUGCAUCGGACGGUUCCCGCCACGUGUCUGUCCGCGCUCGCUGCCGGUCGGGCAUUCCCACAAUCGACCAUCGAACAGACCGUCCAGGCUGGAAACCGCGCGAAAGGUGAGCAAGACGGCAUCGUGUCCAUCCGCGUAGGUCAACCAGCCGGUGUCUCGGAAGCAAGCGUCAAAGUCCGCCCCGCCACCCAGACCGAGCUGUCUCAAGGAUUCAUAAGCAUCCCCGAAUCAAUCGUCUACUUUCGCACUGCCCGACGCAUCAUUGAGGGCUUUGUCGAUGUUCCACACUCUCUCCUCUAG